AUGGCGCCUCUCAGCUGUCGAGGCCUGCUCGUCGGGCUCGUGGCUCUACUGCCCUCUCUGACGGCGGCCUACGCCAACUCCAGCUACAAUGUCGAUGCUCUGCGAGCCCAGUUCGCGCUUAUGGAUGACCGCCCCAAGGAUUGUCCGCCAUGCUUCAACUGUCUCCUACCUGCCCAUACCUGCGCGCAGUACGCCGGCUGCAACGAGUUCAACGGAAAAUGCGACUGUCCCGAUGGGUUCGGCGGUGACGACUGUCUCGAGCCAUUGUGUGGCUCUCUGGGGCGCGGCAAAGACCGACCGAUGCGAUCGGGCUCGUCUUGCGAAUGCGACGAAGGCUGGACUGGCAUCAACUGCAAUGUCUGCACAUCGAACCAAGCUUGUAAUGCCCUGAUGGAGACUGGCAGCGGAGGUAUCUGCUACCAGAAUGGUGAACUCGUUAAAUACAACAACCAGGUCUGCAAAGUCACGAACAAGAAGAUUGCCGACUUGCUUGGAAAGCAAAAGCCUGAAGUUACAUUUACCUGCAAAGAAGAGGAGGAAACUUGCGACUUCCAAUUCUGGAUCGAUCAAGUUGAAUCUUUCUAUUGCCACUUGUCAGAUUGUGCGUCUGGUGCACAGUACGGCACCGAUAAGAAUACCACAUCAUACAAGUGCGACCACAUUAGCUGCAGUUGUAUCCCUGGUCGUAUGAUGUGCGGCAAGGAUGGCUCGCUCGACCUUACCGAUUUCCUGGACCAAGCAAUUAAUGGCCCUGGCCGAUUCGAGUGUACUCAAAAGGGCGGCGGUGCUCAUGACUGUGCUUUCAGGGAACCCGCAAUGGACGAUCUCAUCACCAGCUUAAUCGGCGACUCUAGUAUUCUUCUAGACUGCCAAGCGGGCGAGUGCUUGUACGAGACUGAAGUGCCGGGCUAUCACCGUCCGGUUAAGCAAAUCAAUACGCCCCUCAUUGCCGGUGUUAUUGGAGGAUCUUCGCUCUUUUUGGCAGCUGUCAUCAUCGGAACGUGGUAUUUGUCUCGCCGCAGGCUGCGUUAUGGAGCAAUUCGCCUGGAGGAUUCCGACGAUGAGAGCACCAAGCUCAUGGUGGAUCAUAAGCCUGCCACUCUCUUCUUCCAAAACGUUGCCUAUACUCUCAAUGGAAAGAAUAUCUUGACUGGAAUACAAGGAGUUUGCCAGCCAGGGGAGGUGACUGCCAUCAUGGGAGCUUCUGGCGCGGGAAAGACAACGUUUUUGGAUAUCUUGGCUCGAAAGAAUAAGCGUGGCCAUGUCAGCGGAGACUUUUUUGUCAAUGGUGAAAAGGUCAAUGAUAUUGAUUAUAGAAAUGUGGUUGGAUUCGUCGAUCAGGAGGACACCAUGCUACCCACGCUUACCGUCCAUGAGACGAUCCUCAACAGCGCUCUGCUGAGACUUCCUCGGGACAUGGGUCGUGCUGCCAAGGAGCAGAGAGUUAUUGAGGUUGAAAAAGAGCUAGGAAUCUACCACAUUAGAGACUCUCUCAUUGGUUCUGAAGAAGGCAAGGGCCGUGGAAUUUCUGGUGGUGAGAAACGACGCGUGGGGAUUGCCUGCGAGCUGGUCACCAGCCCCUCUAUCCUCUUCCUCGAUGAGCCGACGAGUGGAUUGGAUGCUUAUAAUGCGUACAAUGUCGUUGAAUGCCUUGUUACCAUGGCCAAAAACUACAAGCGAACCGUUAUUUUCACCAUCCACCAACCUCGCUCCAACAUCGUUGCGCUUUUUGACAGGCUCAUCUUGCUGGCUCAAGGCAAAUUGGUUUACUCUGGACUUUUUUCCGAAUGCCAGCAAUACUUCGAUGAUAUUGGCUAUGAAUGUCCCCCGGGCUUCAACAUUGCCGACUACCUUGUGGAUCUUACUAUGCAUGCGAGCAGCAACCAGACGGUAGAUGACGGACGAAUUGAUGCCGACGGUGGAAGUGUUGGCCCAAGCAGUACGCAGGCUGUCAAAUCCAUUGCAAGCACCACCAUUGGAAGCGCUGGCGAGGCUAGUACCGAGCCAUCCUUACGUCCCAAGAAUCGACGCCGCGACUCUGUCAAGGUACGACAGGAACGAGAGCUCUUUACGCGUAGAAAAGCCCCUGGCACUGCCGCGUCUUCAGAUGCCGGAGGAGAGAACCAAGAUGGCUACCGGCUCCAGAGCAACCCCAUAAAUUCUCAGCCCAGCCACCAGCUCGAUGAUCCUCAUGACUUACCCCCUCCGGCUAUGACAGGAACCGAUCUCGACAUCAUCACUCGAUCUUUUGCCAAGUCUCAUAUUGCUGCCUCUAUCCGCGAUGACAUCCAGCAAGCAAUCAGUGGAGCCGAAGCGGCAAAUGGGUCAAAUACGAACGGUUAUGCUGCAGACGGACCAAACAUCUACACUAGCGCUGUUGGAAAAGGAUACGCUCGGAUUGGAUACCUGCGCCAGUUUAUCAUCAUCUCUGGAAGAACUUGGAAGAAUCUUUACCGCAACCCAAUGCUUAUGCUCACACACUACGCAAUUGCGAUCAUUUUGGCGGUUUUCUCCGGAUAUCUGUUCUAUGGCCUCACUGAUGAUAUUCCUGGCUUCCAAAACCGUCUUGGGUUAUUCUUCUUUCUGCUGGCUCUCUUCGGCUUCAGUACUCUUACGAGUCUCAAUGUAUUUGCCAGCGAGCGACUCCUUUUCACCCGAGAGCGAGCCAACGGCUAUUAUUCUCCGGCCACUUAUUUUGCCGCCAAGGUCCUGUUCGACAUUAUUCCCCUGAGAAUCAUUCCGCCGAUUCUCAUGGGUUCCAUCAUCUACCCAAUGACAGGCUUGGUGCCAGAUUCGGCACAUUUCUUCAAGUUCAUGCUUGUUUUGGUCCUAUUCAAUCUGGCAGCAGCAGCCAUCUGUCUGUUUAUCGGCAUUGUUUGCAAGGACGGUGGUGUAGCCAAUUUGAUUGGUAGUUUGGUGAUGCUGUUCAGUCUCCUCUUCGCCGGCUUCCUUCUCAAUCACGAUGCCACGCCAAAGGGUGCUCUGUGGCUUCAGACCCUCUCUAUUUUCCACUAUGGCUUUGAAUCGCUUAUUGUCAACGAAGUCAUAGAGCUUACACUGGUAGACAAAAAGUACGGCCUUGAUAUUACUGUCCCUGGUGCCGCUAUUCUCAGCUCCUUUGGAUUCCAAAACGGCGCCCUUUGGUCCGAUAUUAGAAACCUUGGUAUCUUUGCCGCCUCCUUCGUCGUUCUCGCCUAUGCCGCGAUGCACAUCUUGCUUGUCGAGAAGCGAUAA
Trichoderma gamsii is the source of this 3234-nucleotide messenger RNA. RefSeq names its product ATP-binding cassette, subfamily G (WHITE), member 2. Lineage: Eukaryota; Fungi; Ascomycota; Sordariomycetes; Hypocreales; Hypocreaceae. The transcript has 4 exons. Gene Ontology annotation, cellular component: membrane. The record is from RefSeq and is a predicted model, not a curated record. Gene Ontology annotation, molecular function: ATP hydrolysis activity; ABC-type transporter activity; ATP binding. Bases 1 to 3234 code for a protein of 1077 amino acids.